This is a messenger RNA of Rhododendron vialii, 4270 nucleotides long. RefSeq lists its product as uncharacterized. The record is from RefSeq and is a predicted model, not a curated record. Bases 270 to 3881 code for a protein of 1203 amino acids. Gene Ontology annotation, cellular component: nucleus; plasma membrane; cytoplasm. The transcript has 13 exons. Gene Ontology annotation, molecular function: calcium ion binding; protein binding. Lineage: Eukaryota; Viridiplantae; Streptophyta; Magnoliopsida; Ericales; Ericaceae. Gene Ontology annotation, biological process: endocytosis; endosomal transport.
UGCGCCAAAUUAUUUCAGUAUUAUUGAUUUUCUGCAUCAAAGUCCCCGUUGAAAAUUCCUACCGUCAUCUCUCUCUCUCUCAUACGACCGACCAAACGCCCGAUCCCACGCUCUCGCUCUCAUCUCCAAUCUCUCUGCUCCACACCGGUCUGGCACUAGGGUUUCCACUCUCCAUUCCCUCGUUUUCUCCCCCGCCUCGAUUCCCCCAAACCACUCCAAUCCCUCGAUUCUCUUGCGCAGACAAGGAUACGCAAUUGGGAGAAAAAAAAAUGGCGGGGCAGAAUGUAGAUCUAUUCGACGCCUACUUCAGGCGAGCGGAUUUGGAUCGCGACGGCCGGAUCAGUGGGAACGAGGCCGUUUCGUUCUUCCUCGGCUCCAAUUUGUCCAAACCGGUACUUGCUCAGAUAUGGAUGCAUGCUGAUCAACAUAAAACUGGUUUCCUUGGCAGAGCCGAGUUCUAUAAUGCUCUUAAACUUGUCACGGUGGCUCAAAGUAAGCGAGAACUCACCCCAGACAUGGUUAAGGCAGCACUAUAUGGCCCUGCUUCAUCUAAAAUUCCUGCUCCCCAGAUAAAUCUUUCAGCUGUCCCUGCACCUCCAUCGAAUCCUGCAGCAGGCGCAGCAGUCCCACAGUUGAGUGGUGUUGCUCAAUCACCAUCUCAAAAUAUGGGUGUUAGAGGGCCCCCGGUACCUUCAAAUGCAAGCAUGGGUCCACAGUUUUUUCCACCUCAGCAAAAUCAAAUGGGAAGACCACCUCGACCUACAACUCCGAAUACUGCCUUUCGCUCGCAGCAGGUUGUUGGAAGUCAAGGAAUGCCUGGGAUGGGUACUACUGCAGCUUCUCAAGCUUUAGGUACAAACGUCUCCACCGAUUGGCUAGGUGGAAUGACAGCUGGCUCCCCAGCAGGAGUGACUACUCAAGUUGCUAACAGAGGGAUUAUGCCAUUAACCACCUCUGCACAACCUACACCAAAUGCAAACUCUGGGCUGGUGCAACCUGCUGCACCGAAACCUAAUGAUCCAAUUUUGCCAUCCUCUCACGUGGGUGCUAAGGAUUCCAAACCGCUGGCUGAUGCAGGGAAUGGGUUUGCUUCUGACUCUGUAUUUGGAGAUGUCUUUUCAGUAACCUCGUCCCAACCAAAGCAAGAUGCACCUUUACCUGCAUCUUCUUCUGGGGGCUUACCUGUUACACCAGCCAUUGUUCCAGCCUCCACUGGGCUUCAAUCUGCAGUUAAGCCAAGUCCACAUGGAUCUUUACAGAAUGCAUUUUCUCAGCAACCUGUGGGCAGUCAGAAUCAGAAAGUUCAGUCAACUGUCAAUGGAAACCAACAAGUUUCAGUACAGAGUUCAACAGCUUUUAAUUCCUCUAAUGCUGGUUUGCCUGCUGCGGCUGGAAUUCCUGCUUCUGGCCAAUCCCAGGUUCCAUGGCCAAGGAUGACUCAGUCUGAUGUUCAGAAGUACACUAAAGUAUUUGUGGAAGUAGAUACUGAUAGAGAUGGAAAAAUAACUGGUGAACAGGCGCGCAACCUUUUCUUAAGUUGGAGGCUUCCACGAGAGAUCUUAAAGCAGGUUUGGGAUCUAUCUGAUCAAGAUAGUGACAGCAUGCUUUCUGUCAGAGAAUUCUGUAUAGCACUUUAUCUGAUGGAACGGUAUAGGGAUGGCCGCCCUCUCCCCAAAACACUUCCAAAUGGUAUGUUUGAUGAGGCAUUGUUCUCUGCCUCUGGUCAACCUGCUGCUGCUUAUGGCAAUGCAACUUGGAGACCUACUCCAGGUUUGCAACAGGCACAAGUGAGGCCUGGUGCACCGCCUGUGACUCAUGUUGCUAGAGGAAGACCACCAAAACCAGUUCCUGUUCCUCUGCCAGAUGACGCUAUGCAGCCUGCUCAGCAGAAGUCCAAAGUUCCAGUUCUGGAGAAGCAUCUUGUGACCCAACUUAGUGAAGAGGAGCAGAAUUUGCUGAACUCCAAGUUCCAAGAGGCAUCUGAGGCAAAUAAAAAGGUAGAAGAAUUGGAGAAGGAAAUUUUAGAUGCUAGGGAGAAGAACCAGUUCUACCGCUCCAAGAUGCAGGAACUUAUUUUAUACAAAAGCAGAUGCGACAAUCGACUAAAUGAGAUUAUUGAAAGGACUUCUGCGGACAAACGCGAGGCUGAGUCGCUUGCAAAGAAGUACGAAGAAAAAUACAAGCAGAUUGGAGAUGUCGCCUCUAAAUUACCUCUUGAAGAGGCUACAUUUCGUGAUAUUCAGGAGAAAAAAAUGGAGCUGUAUCGGGCUAUUGUCAAAAUGGGGCAAGAUGGAAAACCUGAUAAUAUUCAGGUUAAUGCCGAUCGAAUCCAAUCGGAACUUGAAGAGCUAGUAAAAUCCUUGAAUGAACGUUGCAAAAGUUAUGGUUUACGUGCAAAGCCAACCACACUGGUCGAACUUCCUUUCGGCUGGCAACCUGGACUCCAAGAAGAGGCAGCAGAUUGGGACGAAAAUUGGGAUAAGUUUGAAGAUGAAGGGUUCACAUUUGUCAAAGAGCUUAGCCUUGAUGUGCAAAAUAUCAUAGCCCCUCCCAAACAGCAAUCCUUGCCUGUUGGAAAAUCAUCUUCAGCAAAAGAGGGUGUGGAUGUUCAAUCAAGAAAUUCUGAUAGCAGGUCAGAGACCUUACCGAAUGGAGGGGAAAGGGUCCCUGGUGAUGAUCACAAUGAAGAGGGAGUAGCUAGGAGUCCACCUGAAAGUCCAGCCCAUUCUGUCGAUAGCCCAUCUCAGAAGUCCCCUAAUUCAAGAAAGAACUUCAAUGCAGAUGGUUCACCCCAUGCUACAGAGUACCAGAGUGAACGUGGAGUUGCUGAAUCUGUGCUCUCUGGGGACAAAGGUUUUGAUGAAAGAAGCUUGGGUGCAUUUGAUACUCAUUAUGAUACUGACUCGGCCUGGGACUUCGGUUCUGGUCCCACGAAGGCAAUGGAUUAUAGUGGAAGUGCCUUCUUUGAUGCUGGUGACUUGGGUUUACCUCCUAUAAGGACAGAUUCCUCCCACCAAAGGAAGAGCCCAUUUGCCUUUGGAGAUUCUGUUACGAGCACCCCUCUAUUCAAUUCUGGGAACUCUCCGCAGGCAGACAACAUUUAUCAAAAGAACACAUUUGUAUUCGAUUCUGUUCCUAGCACCCCGCUGACAGACAACCUGUUCCAAAGGAAAAGCACGAUUGCAUUUGACUCCUUUCCGAGCACCCCACAGGCUGAUAACUUGUUCCAAAAGAAAAGCACGUUUGCGUUUGAUUCUGUUCCAAGCACCCCACAGGCUGAUAACCUGUUCCAAAAGAAAAGCACAUUCGCGUUUGAUUCUGUUCCGAGCACCCCACUGUCAGACAACCUGUUUCAACAGAAGAGCACAUUUGCAUUUGAUUCUGUUCCAAGCACCCCAGCUUAUAAUUAUAGCAACGAAGAGCAUGCAUUUGACAGCUUCUCAAGAUUUGAUUCCUUCAAUGAAAGCACCGGGGGUUUUCCACCACAGGGUUCCUUCAGUAGGUUUGAUUCCAUGAGCAGCACUAGGGACUCUGACUAUAAUCAAGGGUUUCCAACUCAGGGUUCCCUCACUAGGUUUGAUUCCAUGAGCAGCACCAGGGACUCUGACUAUAAUCAAGGGUUCUUCCCACCAAAAGACUCAUUUGCAAGAUUUGAUUCGUUCAGAAGCACUGCAGACUCUGAGAUUAAUAGUCAGGGGUUCUUCCCAACUAAAGACUAUGCUAGGUUUGAUUCUAUCCGUAGCACCGCAGACUACUCUGAUGAUACCCGCGGUUUCCACUCUUUUGAUGAUGCUGAUCCGUUUGGGUCAAGUGGACCGUUUAAGACGUCAGUAGAGACUCAAACUCCCAGGAGAGAUUCAGAUCAAUGGAGGGCUUUUUAGUCUGGUGAUAGUACAUCUUUCUGAUUCGUAUUCGCUUUCUGGGUUCCCAUUUUGAAGCCGGCAUGCGAGGUUUGUGGGUUUGGGUAUCGUAAUCGGUUCUUUAUUCAGAUACGAAGUGACAGUGAGUUGAAGCUCGUGAUUUAUGGUUUUAGCACAUCUAUUUUUUGGCGCUCUGAUUUUGGUUUCCCCUUGUUCUUCAUCUUUCUUUUAUAUAUAGUAAUGAAGAGUUCUUUUUUUUCUUUUCUUUUCUUUUCUUUUCCUGUUGGUUUAGGUUCAAUUUGUACUGUAUUACCUAGACGUGUACCAUAUACCCAUGUAUAUUUUUACAAGUUGUUUUGGAUACCUAUUCAUUAAUCAAGACUUGAAGCUUGUGGCUUGGUUUUCAUCCA